GCUGCUUCCUCCUGCCUGCCGGCUGCCCUCCGUCAUGCUGCGGCUCCUGCUCCCGCUGGCCGGCUUGGCGGCCAUCCUCCGGGCGGCGGCUUCGUUGAUCCAAGGCAUCCCUUCAUAACCCCAUUAUUGCCUACUGGAGACUCUGCAGACAGAAAGGAGCGGUCAGGAAGCAAAGAUGAUCUCCUUCAAGCAACUGCCCCUUGAAGCAAAGGCUGCAGUGGCUGCAGGAGUGGUUUUCUUCUCCACGAUGCUGUCGCGGAGUUAUGUGGCAGAAAAGCUCGAUCUCAGGAUGCGGCGAUGGCUUCUAAGGCUGCAGAUGGCACUGUUUGCUAAUGCACUCAUGUUGAUAGGAUCUCUUCAUGUUUGGAAAAGCACAGUGACCACGUUCUCCAGGUCUUCAGCUGCCAGCUCCUUCUGUUUCAUGCCGUGGAAAAUAGCUGUGUUCAUGUUUCUAGCUUUGGCUCAUUCAAGCUUCUUUACGUUGCUAUUUCUCGUGGCAGAAGAGCCUUAUUUCUUUUCUUUAGCUGCCUACACUUGCCUUGGGGCUUAUAUCAUUCUUAUCUUCUUCCUCUUCACUCUAGGCUCGGUAGAGCAGGCUUACAAGUUAUUGGCUGGGAGAAGUGCUAAGGCAGGCACUGGCAACAAGAACAGAAUGGCGAUGAAACCAGUUUUGGCAGUCAUGCUGACAAUUGUGCUGACUGUUGUCGGGUUGUUAAAUGCUUCCCAGCCUCCUAUGGUGAACUCAGUGGAGGUUCCAGUUCACAAACUGCCCUCAACAAUGAAUAAUCUGAAAGUGGUGUUGCUUUCAGAUAUCCACCUGGGGCCCACAGUUGGGAAGACCAAGCUUGCCAUGAUUGUGAGAAUGGUUAAGGCUUUAAAACCAGAUAUCACUGUGAUUGUUGGGGACCUUACUGACUCUGAGGUAGACAUCAUACGACCUGCUGUGGAGCCUCUUGGAGAACUUAACUCCCCUUUGGGGACUUACUUUGUCACAGGAAACCACGAGUACUACACAUCAGAUGUUAGCAACUGGUUUGAGCUGUUAAAAUCUUUUAAUAUUCAGCCACUCCAUAAUGAGAAUGUGAAGAUAGUCUCACCAAAGAGCACUGAUGACUGGUUCUGCCUGGCUGGUGUUGAUGAUAUUGAAGCAGAUGUAUUGCGCUACUCAGGGCAUGGCAUGGAUUUAAAAAAAGCUCUCAGAGAUUGUAGCAGUGAGCAUGCAAUAGUGCUGUUAGCUCAUCAGCCCGUUGCUGCUAAGUGGGCCCUUCAGGAGAGGCCAGACAUCAAUUUAAUUCUCUCUGGCCAUACUCACGGAGGGCAGAUCUUCCCCCUGAACGCUGGAGCUUAUUUGCUGAAUCCAUUCUUUGUUGGCUUGUACAAAGUUGGGCAGAACACCUUUGUCUAUGUUAGCCCAGGGACGAUGUACUUUGGAAUACCCAUGAGGCUGGGUAGCAGAGCUGAAAUAACAGAGAUCAUUCUACGUUCUCCUUGAGGAGUUUUCCAGUUAACAGACUUCUGCCAUCCUUUUUGGUCAGUAUAUUCGCUGUUCUGCUCUGAAAGCAAAUCUGUUUUUCAGGGAAGCCAGAAAAGAUGAUUUGGACUUGAUUUCAGAUGGCUCUGUUAAAUUUGAGCAGAAAACACUAACAAUAUCUUUGGCCUGUGGAGCAAAUGUGGAGCAUGUUAAGAUACUGAAGAAAUCGGUUCUUUGAGCUCAUUAUUACUGAGGUUCUGCAUUUAAAGACAACACUGAUGUCAUAGAGCUAGUGUGUGUCCUGUGCAUGUUUAGUAAUAUGUGUCCUGCAGCUCCUUCGUGUUCCACUGUUUAUUAUCCAUCAGGCAGCUGCCUUAUCUCAGACAGAUAAAGCUCUGAUCCCUUGCAGUGAAAUCACUCAUGCACGUUUUGCAGAAGGGACUGCAAAGUGUCUGAAUGUGUAAACUCAAGAAGCCUUAUGCUAGAAAUGUUAUAGAAAGGGAAUAGUUUGGGUAUUUUUAUUGAGGCUGGGUAUCUUCACCCUGCUAGCUGCAUGCAGCAUGCACUGGAGCUUCUAGUCUGUGCUGCUUACCAGUACAGUAAGUUGCCAGGCAUCAGCUCCCCGAGUUCAUUUCUUUCCAGUUAAAAAGCCUUAUAGAUUGAUAUCAAAGGAUUAAAGUAUCCCUCUUUCUGCAGGCAUUUUACAUAGAAUAACUGGGCAUCUAGUAAUUUCUUACUGAAAACUGCUCUAAUAAAAGCAAAUGAGAAAGAAAAGUCAUAAGUAAUGUAACUUCUGUUGCUCUCUGGGCAUAUGCAAUACCUCCUAACGUAAAGCACAAGAUCCAAAGCUGAAAUACUCAGUCUCUUUUCUCUUGAUUCUCUAUUUUUUUGUUUAUGCUUAUUUUCCUGUCUGUUUUUUUUUUUUCUCUCACAAGAGUAAGGAGAUGCUCUUUGAAAACAAUGCAAAUAAGUUAAGCUUGAACUUCUAAGGUUUUAAUAUUUCAAGUAAAUGGUGUCCUUUUUUAAGAAGAUCAAACUCUGCACUAGGUGGCUUUCCUGAACAGCAUUUGCAUAUCAAUGUCCUGGUUGUCUGAUAGGCACAGAGCAGAGUAACUGCUACAGGAUGAUGAGGGAUGGAGAAUUUCCUCUCUGUCUUUCCUAGAAGGUCUUAACACAAUAUCAUUUUGGGAAAUUUGAGGUAUUAAGAAAUACUAAUAAAAACGUUUUUGCUUCCUUAUCUUUGUGUUCAUGUAAGAAAGCCAGGAUGUAAAUUAAAGUGCAUUUAUUGUCCAGACUGAUGAGACUUGUGUACAUCUUCCUCUCCGCUCCCACCUUACUGUUGGAGUGUGCAGUGCCACAAACAGUAAAAGGCUGGGAAUCCUGCUGCUGCAGCUGUAGCCACAGGGUUUCCUUAGCCUCUGCCUUUCUUCCCACCAGUACUUAGGUUCCUCUCAGUCAGACCCACGUAGCCAGUGAAGUUUUGAAGUUCCACUCCCUUCAGCACCACCUCCAGCAGAGUUUCUAACUGCUAAGCUGCUUUUGUAUCCCGUUCCUCUGCACAAAUGUCUUUGGUUUUCAGUCAAGAGGAAUACUGAGAGAUACUGUAAAUGUGUCACGUGCACUGGAAGAUUGGAGAGUUCAGAAGUCAGUCCUUUUUUUAGCCUGGAAACUGAACACCUGACCAGCUGGGCUCUCUGCUUCCCAGACUAGAUAAUUUCUGUUUAGCAGCAGCAGCUAUCCUUUUUCAAACGUUUCUUAAUGCUUGAGUAUCCUAAAGUUUCCAUGUAUAUCAAACAUUUCCCACUGCCCUCAUGGGAUCCUCAUGAGGUUUUUUUUCUGAUCCAUGGUGUAGUGUCAAAUGGUCUUAGGUAGAGAGAAUCUUGAUAGCCUCUAAUUCUCUGUUUACUUAUAAAAAUGCCUUCAGUUAAAAACCUGUGUUCUGGGUUUAGUAGUGCAGAGUAUUCCUUCUAGGCCAGUGGUCUAGGAAGGCUUAACUGGUUAUACUGAAGGUUAUUACUAUGUUAAGAUGACUAAUUCUUAAUCAAAUUUCCCCAUCAGGAGGCUUUUGUGGGAGUGGUUUUAAAUGACAUUAUUUUCCCAGUGAGUUGCUACUUUCCUUUUUUUUUUUUUCCCAGCUAUUUUUAUUAGUCUUCUCAUUCUGUCCCACUGUGUGCAGAAACUUAGCUGAAGUGGUCCCUCUGUCCCAUGGAUGACUUCAUUACUUUGUACAUGCCCCCUCUUGGAAGAUCUUUUGUGUAUCCUUUCAGCAGCAGAUACACAUCCUUUAAGGAGUGGUCCUAUUAUAAUUUCAUAAGUUUGAGUCCUCCUAAUUUAGUUCUUUUGCAUUUUCAAGUCUCUCCCUCUGAAAGCUUGUUUGCUUGAUGAUUAGUUACCAGUUAAGAUGUUUUCUUUCUGUGCCAAAGCACUUUGAAGCCUUUUCACGUUUUGCCUUUUUGGGUUUGUUUUUUUCCAACUAUGAGUGGAAAAUGUCCUGUAUCAGCUUUCUUUUUAAUGGUAGAAGGAACUAACCUUUUCUAAAUUCUAAGACAGCAAUCCCUAAUUGUCUUUCAAGGCUUUUUCUAUGUUUUUUUUUCCAGUUAUACUUGAAUGUGUAUGAUGCAGACUUGUGUUCAGUAUUCCAGGUGGAAAAAAAAUUGCUAUGCUGCUUAUUUUGUAAUUUUUGGGAUAUUUUUGUAAAUCAUUUGUGUGUGUGUGUGAAGAUAUUUAAUCUGGAGAACUUAAUAAAAUGAAUAUAGAUCUAUUUCUUCCUAUAAAAGGCCAGUUCAUUGUGUGGGGGGAAUUAAUUGCUGUCACAAUAAUACCGGCAUGGAAUAGUGUCAUCAGUUGGUGAAUGUUGUAUUUAUUAUAUAAUCAGUAUAGAGUGGAUUUCAAAAGAUGUAAAUUGUGAUAUAACAAAUGCAUUCAAUGUUGG
Colius striatus (speckled mousebird) is the source of this 4403-nucleotide messenger RNA. RefSeq names its product transmembrane protein with metallophosphoesterase domain (gene TMPPE). The record is from RefSeq and is a predicted model, not a curated record. Bases 176 to 1492 code for a protein of 438 amino acids. Gene Ontology annotation, molecular function: hydrolase activity. The transcript is spliced from 2 exons. NCBI's taxonomy places the organism in Eukaryota, Metazoa, Chordata, Aves, Coliiformes, Coliidae.